CAAUUCGCGGUGUUGCAUCAUGCAUGUGAGAAUAGUACUCAAGAGGAUCCGGUACUGAUUUGACUCUUCUCAGGCCUGGCUAGUUAUAAAUCACCAUCACUCCAUUUCUCUGGCCUGGCCUGUGUUCCUGCUCCCCUUCUUGCUUUCUCUUCUGCUCAUCACCAGUCACCAAGCACUUACAGCUUAAUGGCAUGGAGAGCUAUUCUAUCUGUUCUCUUCUUGAUCUCAUCCAAUUUCGAAGGCGGGGCUGUUGGAGCUCCUCAGGUCCCUUGUUACUUCAUAUUCGGAGACUCGCUCGCCGAUAACGGGAACAACAACAAUCUCGAGACCGAUGCCAAGGCAAAUUAUCCUCCCUAUGGGAUUGACUUCCCCGAUGGCGCGACCGGAAGGUUCACCAACGGUCGCACCUACGUAGACAUGAUUGCUGAACUCCUGGGGUUUGAUGAAUUCAUUCCACCCUUCGCUACUGCAAACGGCAGCGACAUACUCCGCGGUGUGAAUUAUGCAUCCGGCGGGGCGGGCAUUCUAGAUGAAACGGGACAACAACUGGGCGAUCGCAUUAGCUUGAACCAUCAGUUGCAAAACCAUUUGGUCAUGAUCUCGCGCAUCAGAGAAAUGUUGGGAGCAGAUGCUGCGACAUACUUAAACCAGUGCGCAUACACGAUAUGGAUGGGAAGCAACGAUUACAUCAACAACUACUUGAUGCCAGACAUAUACCCAACCAGCAAGCUCUACACGCCCGUGCAAUACGCUGAUGUACUGAUCGAGCAAUACAAACAACAGUUGAAGACAUUGUAUUCCUACGGAGCAAGGAGGUUGGCAAUUUUUGGACUAAGUGAGAUAGGUUGCACCCCAGCAGAAAUAUCAGAAUUUGGGACCAACGGAUCUCAGUGCGUCGACAAGAUUGACAAUGAGGUUGUGCUAUUCGACGACAGGCUCAAACCCCUUAUAAAUGAAUUGAAUUGCGAGCUCACCGGUGCUAAGUUCGUCUACGCAAACACUUACGGAAUCUCCACAACUGCAGUUCCAGCUGUCCCAGUUUCGAGUUCAACCUGUUGUGAGGUUAAGGAGGAUUAUCAGUGCAUUCCCUUCAGAACUCCAUGCCCAAACAGGUCGAUGCACUCGUACUACGACGGAUUCCACCCUACAGAGACAGUGCAUAUGGAAGUUGCUGUAAUUGGUUACAGAGCCUUGCUUUCUUCUGAUGCUUACCCAUUCGAUAUUCGUGUCUCCCGAGGCUCUGAAGAAGGAUAUAGUGAGAUUAAGCGCUGAUGUGGGCAUUUUAGUUCAAUACAGUUUCAGUUGAUAUCGAUCCAAUUUGAUGCGGAGUAUUCCUUCAAGAUGCCGAUUAUGCAAGAGAAUUACCGACUGGCAAGUUGAUAGUCGAUUCCAAGUCUACUUAUCGAUCACGUCGUGCCGAAGGUUGUUUGGGUCCUUUAAAGCAUGAAGGUCAUUAAUUCAAUCUUUGGAACUAGUAAACCGCAGAGAUCCUCAAUCGACUUAAUUUAUUUCUCAUAUUUUCAAGAUUUAGUAAAUGUCAUUCAAGUUUUUAGAGUCCUUUUUUAAUUAUAGUUGUUUUCUAGUAAA
Syzygium oleosum is the source of this 1587-nucleotide messenger RNA. RefSeq names its product GDSL esterase/lipase At1g29660-like. The record is from RefSeq and is a predicted model, not a curated record. NCBI's taxonomy places the organism in Eukaryota, Viridiplantae, Streptophyta, Magnoliopsida, Myrtales, Myrtaceae. The coding region runs from base 187 to 1272 and encodes 361 amino acids. Gene Ontology annotation, molecular function: hydrolase activity, acting on ester bonds. The transcript is spliced from 5 exons.